CUGUUUCGAUUAAGAUCGACGCAGUAUUAAAAAACAAUGUUUUUCGAUUUAAGUGACAACAAAACUUAAAAAAUGAAGUUUUUCAUGAUUAACCUCUUGGCUUUACUAAUUGGAGUUAUUACUUUCACAGAAACAACUAGAUCACCAGUAUUUUCACAGAAUUCCUAUCAUAUUCAAGUCUACGAAAAUGUGAAAGGAACUAAAGUAACAUCAAUAGAGGACAAAGUAUCUGAUCCUGACAUCAAUACAGUUUUACAAUUUUUCUAUUCUGGUACCAAUUACGAACUAUUUGCCCUGAUAGAUGGGGUUCUAUAUUUCGAUGUAGACUACUUUUUGGACGGUCCACGCCCUAGGCCUAGUAAUGUAAGUUUAGUAGUCACUGCAGCAGACAGAACUGGGCUAACAGCAACUGCAGCUUUCGAUAUUGAAAUACUGAAAGUUAAUUUACCAACGACUACCGAGGUACCACAAAUCACCACCCCUGGAACUUCUCUAUUUACCAUAAAUACGACGGAUACCACAGAUACUACGGAUACCACAGAUACCACGGAUACCAUGGAUACCAUGGAUACCACAUUAACCUACGACACGAAUUCGUCAACUGGCGUUACUACUGUAGGCUUUUCAAUAGAUACUACAACUAGACCACCAGUAUUUUCACAGAAUUCAUAUGUUAUUAUAGUCAAUGAAAAUGUGAACGGAACAGAGGUAACGUCAAUAAAGGACAAAGUAACCGAUCCAGACUUCAAUACAGUUUUAGAAUUUUUCUACUCCGGUCCCGAUUACGAACUAUUUGUCCUGAUAGAUGGCGUUCUAUAUUUCAAAGGGGACUACUUUUUGGACGGUUCACGCCCUAGUAAUGUAAGUUUAGUAGUCAGUGCAGCAGACAGAACUGGGCUAACGGCAACUGCAGCUUUCGAAAUUGAAAUACUGGAUGUUAAUCAAUUACCAGUGCUCCAUAAUUUACCAUCGAGUGCCGAGAUACCGGAAAUGACCACCCCUCGUAUUAACCUGUUUAAGAUUAAUGCCACGGAUAGAGAUAGGAAUACUGUGUUAACCUACGGGAUGAUUCCUUCAGCUGCCGUUACUGCUGCAGACUUUGAAAUAGAUACCACAACUGGCAUCAUUACCUUGGUUACUGGCAAUGUUAUGGAUUAUGAUUCAAACAGUGUAAAAAACUUCACAAUCGAGAUAACGGUGUCAGAUCAAACAGCAACAUCUACCAGUACACUGACAGUCACGGUUACAAAUGUAGAUGAAGCACCAGUAUUUGAUAGUUCUUUUAAUGGUAAUGUCACUAUACCUGAAGGAAAGGCAGGAGAAAUUGUGUUUAGUGAUAUAAAGAAUUUUGUCACCGAUCCUGAAUCCAAUAUAGUUACCUUUGACCUCCAGACAGGACUGCAUGCGGAGAAAUUCAGCAUCGAUCAGACCAGUGGAACCAUCACUUAUGCUGCAGAUUACAAUGUGGAUCCUGCAGGGUUACCAGGGCAGGUGACUCUGGUGGUAUUAGCAAAGGAUAGCACAGAUCUAUCCAGUAGUGUGACGAUGGUAAUUGAGAUCACUGAUGCUAAUCAAGCACCAAGAUUUAACAACUUACCAGGAACUAUUAUCGUUGAUGAGAACACUGCAUCGUUAACAGAUGUUUUCACAUUCAACGCAACAGAUCCUGAUUCUAAUGAUGUAUUAACAAUAACUGUAACUGUACCAGUGGCAGAAUUCACCCUUUCAGUUUCAGGGGACGUUUUGUCUGUAUCAUCGGGUGCAACUUUAAAUUAUGAAGUAGAAAAUUCCUACACGAUGACAUUCCAAGUAUCCGAUGGAGUUCUAACAGAUACCCAAACACUUACCAUAAAUAUUAAAGAUGUUGCAGAGGCUCCAGUCUUUACAGAACCAAAUUACUUAAUUACAAUGGAUGAAUCAAUGAAAGGAACAGAACUUACAACACUAACAGGUAGAAUCACUGAUGAUGACGGCCAAACUACUUUUGCCUAUACUCUGACCGGGAAUGAUGCUAAUAAAUUUAUCAUCAACAACGGCAAAAUACUCUUUGAUGUGGAUUAUUACGUUGGCGCUUCACCUGCUAAACCCGACCUGGGCGUGGUAGCCAGGGACAGCAGUGGAUUAAAUGCCACAGCAACUUUCGAUAUAACGAUUCUUGAUAUCAAUCAAGCUCCAGUUUUCACAAAUCUUCCCAACAGUAACCAGCUCCCUGAGAUAGUUGAUCCUGAAACCGUUUUAUUCACAGCUUCAGUCAAUGAUCCAGAUCAAGCAGAUACUAUAACCAUUGCAUGGACACUGCCAGCAUCUGGAAUUGAUCCUGCCGAUUUUAGUUUAGAUCCAUCAACUGGCGUCAUAACUCUUGUAACAGGAAAUGUGAUGGAUUUUGAAGCAAGCAGUGUUAAAUUUUUUACCAUUGAGUUAACAGCAUCAGAUGGAACACUAACAGUUACCAGUACUCUAACAAUAACAGUUACAAACAAGAAUGAACCUCCAAUAUUCAACAGCACUUGGACACAAAUAGUAUCAGCACCUGAAGGAAAGAUGGGCGACACUGUGUACAGUGAUUUAUCCACUGUUGUAACUGACCCAGAAGGCAAUAUUGUUAGAUAUGCUAUCCAAAAUGGACUCAAUUCUGACAAGUUCUAUAUACAUCCAUUCAGUGGCAUCAUUACAUAUGAAGAGAACUAUAAUGUUGAUCCUGCUGGACUACCACCUCAAGUACUUCUCACAGUAGCUGCUGUGGAUACAUCAUCAUCAUUGUCCAGUACUGCUACAAUGACUAUUAACAUCAUGGAUGCAAAUCAGCCUCCCAAAUGGACAAACCUACCAGCUACUAUUGAUGUCAGGGAGGAUGAAGCACCAGGAAACACGGUGAUUACCUUCACAGCCUCGGAUCCAGAUUCUUUGGAUGUUCCUGCAUUAGUAUUUUCAGAACUUGGUGGGACAACAGAUUUAGUAGUUAUAGGUGCAAAUCUUGAUAUAGUUUCUAUAGAUUUUGAAACUAAACAGAUGUAUACAUUGACUAUUCAAGUCACUGAUCCAGCUGGAGGAACAGACAACCAAACACUUACAAUAAAUAUUAAAGAUGUUCCAGAACCACCAGUGUUCAAUCAAAUUCCUAAUUAUAUGUUAACUAUUCCAGAAGGAGUGAAAGGAACUAUUGUGGCAUCAAUACCAGAUAAGAUUACUGAUGGUGAUAAUGACACGUUUUUUACCUACGAACUAUCAGGAACCGACGCCAGUAAAUUUACAGUUUUAGCUAAUGGAAGUAUUCUAUAUGAUGUUGACUACUAUCUAGGAAUGUCACCCCCAACGGCCACCAUAACAGUCACGGUAUCAGAUCUCACAUCCAAAACGGCAACCACAGAUUUUAUUUUCACCGUUACCAACGUCAAUCAACCACCUAUAUUUACUAAUUUACCAAACAGUACUAACGUAGCAGAAAUAGUAACACUACCUCACCUGUUAUUUAGGGCCAUGGCUUCAGAUCUUGAUGCAGCUGAUAUUCCAGGUCUGGACUAUUCAAUGAGUGUAUCUGAUUCAGUCUCUGCUGCAGAUUUUUUCCUUGAUAUAACAACUGGAGCUAUCACACUUACCAAUGGUAAUGUUAUGGAUUAUGAUACAAGUAUUACAAAGUCUUUCACCAUCAACAUGACGGUCACUGACAAUAAAUCAACCAGUACUGGAACCUUGACUGUCACUGUUACUAACGUAGAUGAACCACCAAUAUUUAACAGUUCAUGGACAAAAUCUACAUCAGCAAUGGAAGGAAAGGCGGGUCAAACAGUGUACAACGAUUUACAAAAUGUUGUUUCGGAUCCUGAGGGAAACCCUAUUACAUACACUAUCCAACCAGGGACCCACUCGGAUAAAUUCUCAAUAAAUCCAUCCACUGGACUCAUCAGCUACGAUGUAGAUUACGACACAGAUCCAAGUCAAACCAAUUUUCCGAAUACGGUGGUACUGACCAUUGUCGCAACAGAUUCCACGAAUCUUUCAACCAGCGAUACCCUGACCAUUAACAUCAAUAGCGUAAAUCAACCACCCCAGUUUACCAAAUUCCCAACACCAGUGGAUAUUCUUGAAAACACAGCUCCGCUUGAUGUAGUGUUUACAUUCACGGGAACUGAUCCAGAUUCAGCAGAUAUUCCAUUGCUAACAUAUUCGAUACUCAAUGGAGUGGACAAAUUUACCGUUUCAGGUUCUGAUCUGAUAGUAUCUAAUGGUGUUAUACUGGAUUAUGAAACAAAAACUUCCUAUAUUCUUGAGAUGCAAGUUUCCGAUGGUAAAAGUACUGAUAAUCAGACAUUGACAAUAAAUAUACAAAAUGUUGAAGAACCUCCGAUGUUCCAACAAACUACUUAUACAUUAAAUAUCCCUGAAGCAAAGAUGGGUACCGUAGUAAUAUCACCUCUAACGGCGUACAAUGUUAGUGACCCUGAACAGCAGGCCUUGACCUUCACCAUAACAGGAACACAUGCUGACAAGUUUACGAUAGAUCCAUUGAAUGGUGUCAUAUCGUACGCUGUGGACUAUUUCCUUGGAGCGCCAGCCUUUCCUAACUCACUAUCACUGACUGUUACUGCUACAGAUCCAUCGUCCAUGUCAGCCAGUGCCACUUUAAACAUAGCAAUCGACAAUCUCAAUCAGCCGCCAGAAUUUACCAAUUUACCAGACAAUGCUUCUUUACCAGAAAAUGUUGCCAUAGCAACCCCUAUAAUCACGGUCCAAGCCAGCGAUCCUGAUUCAAACCCCACCACUAUAAAAUUACUAAAUUCAUUGCCUACAAAUACUUUUUUUGAAUUUGACGGUACAAAUAACAUGGUAACAACGAAAACUGCGUUAGACUAUGAAUCACCAAAUAAACAAUUUGAAUUAACAUUUACCGUGGAAGACGCCAUGACAACAAGUACCGCAACUCUAACUAUUAUAAUUGAAGAUGUCAAUGAACCACCAACAUUCGCUCAGAACACAUUUACCUUAACACUGGAAGAAGGCAACAUGGGUACUACUGUUUUUGAAUCGGCUCAGUACGUCAACGAUCCAGAAAAACAACCUUUGAAUUACUCCAUAACGAUAGGAACCGGCUCGGACAACUUCCAGAUAGAUAUGACAACUGGGGUCGUGUCAUACGCUGUCAAUUACUACCUUGGAGGAACACCAGGUUUACCUGCUUCAGUAUCACUGGUUGUUGUUGCUACAGAUCACUCGUCACUGACGACCAGUACCACUUUAGAUAUUACAGUUUCUGAUGUGAACCAGCCCCCACAAAUCACGAAACCGCCACCAGUUCUUUACGUAAGAGAGAACGUAACCUUGAAUACUCUCGUCUACACCAUUAAUGCUAUUGACAAUGAUGGGGAGACGAUCCAGUAUGCAGAAAUAUAUACUUGGCCUGAAAAUACUGGAAUUUUAUUUGGUAUUGAUGCCACAAAUGGUGAGAUAAGAACUACAUCAGUAUUAGAUUAUGAAGCAUCAUAUAAACAACUACGAAUAUACUUUACGGCUGCCGAUUCCACGUCAACAAGCACAUCCAGUUUAACGAUCAACAUUGUUGAUGUUAAUGAACCUCCAACAUUUAGUCAGGCUUCAGAAACCGUUACAGUUCCUGAAGGAAAGGCUCAAUCUACAAUUAUACCAUCAUUACGUGUCUACGUCACGGAUCCAGAAAGUCCAACAGAAUCCAUCACCUUUAGCAUAAAUCCCAGUAAACAUUCCAAUAAAUUUACAAUUGAUAGAAAUACAGGUUCUUUGGUAUAUGCUGUGGAUUACGAUGUCGACGACAGUCAGUUUCCGAGUUCGGUGUCCUUAAGUAUCUCUGCUACUGAUCCCUUCUUUCUAUCCGGAACGGCCACGUUUAAUAUCAACAUAGUCCAUGUGAAUAAUCCACCAAUUCUGACCAAUUUGCCAAAGAAUGUUCUGAUUUCCGAAGAUGCUGCUUCUGGAACAAGUGUUUUUACAGCUAGUGCUAGGGAUGAUGAUCCAGGAGACACGCUCACGUUCAGUUUAGACAGAUCCACAUCAACAGUCCUCAGUCUGUUCCAAAUAGAUCCUACCAGUGGGGUGAUAACGACCAGAUCUACCAAUGGACAAAUGCUGGAUUUUGAAACUAUGCAAAACAGUCUGAAUAUAGAAGUUACCGUUAAAGAUGGAAGUGGUGAUUCCGUCACCAGGACACUGGCUAUCACCUUGUCUAAUGUCAAUGAACCUCCCCAAUUCACACCUGCUUUAAGAGUAUAUAGUGUUUCAGAGGGAAAGGCUGGAACUCAAGUAACACCAGGUUUCUCAUCAUCAGUAACAGAUCCUGAAGGAGGAACAGUCAACUUUAGACUGGUAUCUGGACCCAACUCUGACAAGUUCAGGAUAGAUCAAACCACAGGAGCCAUUAGCUUCGCUAGUGAUUAUGAUGCAGACCCAGCUCGAUCCCCAAGCAAUGUGAACCUUGUCGUGAUGGCUGUUGAUUCAUCAUCUCUAAGUUCUUCUGUCACUGUCAAUAUUCAGAUCCAGAAUGUGAACCAGCCACCAAAGUUCACCAAUCUUCCACUAAGUGUGUCUGUUCUCGACACAAGUUCUCCUGGCACAGUGAUCUUUACUGCUUCUGCAUCUGAUGAAGACACUGAUGAUACCCUGUCAUUUACCCUUAGUCCAAGAUCUGCACUGAAUUUAGUUAACUAUUUGGACAUAAAUGUUAGAACUGGUGAUAUAAUACUUUUAAAUUCUCUAACCUCUGCUGGUUCCAGUUUACAGUAUGAUAUUAAAGUUAGUGAUGGUACAGCAACUAUACAAGACAUACUAUCUAUAAAUAUAGUAAACACAGCCGUUGCUACAACUACUAUAAAUACUGAUGUUGCUACCCCAAAUACUAAUCAGCCCAGGAAUGCAGCAAGUAGUACUGAUGAUAGUCUUCCAAUAUCAACUAUACUACUUAUAGUAGCCAUUAUAGCCGUGGCAUUAUUUGCUAUUGGAAUAGGUGUAUACUGUUACAAAACUAAAUGUGCACCACCUAAAAAACGACGACGACGACGAGAAGAGAAACGACAUCAACCGAAAUUGUAUCAAGUAUCACCACGAUAUGGUCCACCCACACCACGAAAUGAUGAUAUUUAUAGAGAUUAUUAUUAUAAUUAUUCAUAAAUUACUUACUUUCUUAAUUGUACAGAAUAUUAUGUUUAUACAUGUAAUAUAUUUAUUGUUUUUUUUCGCUAACCCUUUAGCACUUAGCCUGCCCAAAUUAGGACUUCUUAGACUGCCCCAAAAUGCCCUGUCACAUCCACAGCUGUGGCGCCCUUAUGAACUAGUAGUAGUAAUACUGAAACCCUUCAGCACUUAGCCCACCCAAAACGCUCUGUCACAUCCACAGCUGUGACACCCUUAUGAACUAGUAAUACUGAAACCCUUCAGCACUUAGCCCACCCAAAUUAGGGCUCCUUAGACUGCCCCAAAAUGCCCUGUCACAUCCACAGCUGUGGUGUCCUUAUGAACUAGUAAUACUGAAAUCCUUUAGCAAUUAGUCCGCCAAAAUUAGGGCUCCUUAGACCGCCCCCAAAACGUCCUGUCACAUUGACAGCUGUGACGCCCUUAGUAAUACUGAAACCCUUCAGCACUUAGCCCACCCAAAUUAGAGCUUCUUAGACUGCCCCAAAACACCCGGUCACAUCCACAGCUGUGACGCCCAUACGAACUAGUAAUACUGAAACCCUUCAGCACUUAGCCCACCCAAAUUAGAGCUUCUUAGACUGCCCCAAAACACCCGGUCACAUCCACAGCUGUGACGCCCAUACGAACUAGUAAUACGGAAAGCUAUUCACAUAUCACAGACGGUUCGAGUGAGAGAGAUAAAUGGGGUCCACUCGACACAAACUAGGUCAUUUCGAGACUAACAUAUGGUUCAAUUUUAUUUCCAUAAAUCACUGGCACAUAGGGGUCUUUAGUAGUGGGAGGAAACCAGAGGACCCGGAGAAAACCCACGAGGUUGGACAGGCUACCCCACUUCUUGUCCAGACGGUUUGAGGCAGUCUAAGGAACAGCAGACUGGACUGUUUUGAUCUGUUCCGGGAUGUACUGGUGUUAAUAUAUCACUUUUCUCUAGUUUUUUUUUUCAAGGAGUAGUCAAUAUAUACAAGUACAUAUACCAACAUCCUCGGUAUUCCCAGUGGUCUCAUUCUGUUCCACUCCCCUAACCCCUGGAUUCAACCAUGGGGGCGACAUGUAUUCAAAUUACCUGCUAUGGAUAACUGUGCUAUUUUUAGCGACCAAUCAAAAAAAUCGCUAAAUACAAAGGAAGGGAAGUAACUAUUAUCUUGUUGCAACAAAGAAGGCUAAGACUGGUUUGUAAACUGAUUUUUGAUUGGGUCGUAGAAUCAAGCUACAAUCAAGGGCAGAUAAUUUAAAUACGUGAACCCAGGGUAUAGUGGAGUAGAACGGAAUGAGACCCCUGGGGAAACCGAGAAUGAUGUAGGCCUACCAAGUGCUAAAGGAUUAAUCUUGUACGGGUAAACCCAGAUUUAUUUUAGACAACUGUAUAAAAAUAUCUCUGUUAUUUUCUAAAUAAAUAUUUAAUAAUUA
Molecule: messenger RNA, 8565 nt
Organism: Patella vulgata (common limpet)
Lineage: Eukaryota; Metazoa; Mollusca; Gastropoda; Patellidae
Product: cadherin-23
Exons: 26
Coding region: 73-7134 (2353 amino acids)
Biological process (GO): homophilic cell-cell adhesion
Cellular component (GO): membrane; catenin complex
Molecular function (GO): calcium ion binding; cadherin binding
Source: RefSeq, a predicted model, not a curated record